UUGAGUCGACAUUUGAAAAAUAUUUUCAUUAUUCUGUUAUUAUAUUAUUUUAACAUUAUUUAUAGCAUUCCCGAACACAAAAGUUUUCUUUUCAAAAGAAAAACAGAACCUAAUUCAACAUUUUCAGAGUUCAGCACGAGGUUGAGAUUCAGAAUUUUCUUUUUCAGAAAAUGUUAUCGAUAUUAGCAUAUAUUUUCGUGACUACUGCAGUAAUACUUUCUACUCUUUCCUACUUUUUCGAAAACCGAGAACUGAAAAAAAGAGUAGCACAUUUUCCUGGGCCGAAGUCUUACCCUCUUAUAGGAUCAGCUUACGUUUUUUACGGGGACCCCAGAUAUGUUUUAAACAGAAUAACGAAUAUCUUCACGACUUAUCCCUCUCCUUUUAAAUUGGAAGUUGGACCUAAAAUUUACAUUGGCACUUCAGACCCAAAACAAAUUAAGAAUAUUCUUAUGAGCCCAAAAGCUCUGGAAAAGGACGAUUUUUAUCGAUUCAGUCAAUCUUGGGUAGGAAACGGAUUGCUCACAGCACCAGCUUCAAUAUGGCGUGUUCAUCGAAAAUUAAUUCAACCAGCUUUCAAUAUAAAAGUUCUCGAAUCAUUCGUUGAAGUAUUUCAAAAACAGGCGACUAUUAUGGCGAAUGAAAUGUCGGCCGAAGUUGACGGAAAGGAAUUUAAAACUAUUCACUACCUUUCAUCUUGUACUUUAAACGUCAUUUGUGAAAGUGCCAUGGGUGUUUCAAUAAUCUCUGAAGAAGAAAAGAAAAAAGGAUAUUUAGAAGAAUCCGAAAGAGCAAUUAUCGCGUUAUCUCAAAGGGGAUUCAAAGUUUGGUUACAUCCAGACAUAUUUUUCAAUUUGACUAAAACAUCGAAAAUGUACUAUAAGUCGGUUGCGUACUUGCAAAGUAUUACCAAUUAUAUUAUUCGAAGAAGGCGAAGCGAAAUAGAAAAAGAAUCAGUUACAAGUACAUUUUUAGGACAAAGGAAACCCUUUUUAGAUUUAUUGUUGGAGUUGUCUGACAAUGAAAAAAAAUUGUCCAAUGAAGAAAUUCGAGAGGAAGUUGAUACAAUGUUGUUUGGAGGACAUGACACCACAGCAACCAUUAUAUCUUUUGUUUUACUUAUGUUAGCUUUACAUCCUGAUAUACAGGCUAAAGCUUACGACGAAAUAUACAAUAAUUUUGGAUCUGAUGAUCCCGAAGUUAGCCCUUUGGAUUAUAAGGAUUUACUAAAAUUAGAAUAUUUAGAGAGAGUAAUUAAAGAAACUCUUAGACUUUUCCCCGUCAGUCCCAUUCUUUUACGGAAAAUAACUGAAGAUUUGAAUAUUGGAGCAUAUACGAUACCAAAAGGAUGCUCGGCAGCUCUUUCAAUAUUUGUACUUCAUCGUGACGAAAAAUAUUGGCCAAAUCCAUUAAAAUUUGACCCAGACAGAUUUUUGCCCGAAGAAGUUGAUAAAAGACAUCCUUUCAGCUUUAUUCCUUUUAGUGGUGGACCAAGAAACUGUAUAGAAUCAACUUAUGCAGGAGCAAUCACACCGGGCUUAAGAAACAGUCGAGCAGAAAUAAAAUUCAAGAUGGCUCAUCGUAGAAUGAUCAAGCGGAAUGAUAGACCUGCUGCAAUAUAUGUUUACGGGAAACCUUAUAUCAUAAAUGACGAUGGUGAAUUCGUACUCGAGCACGGUAAACGAGUGAUGUUAAAUAUUAAGGAUGGUGAUGUACUGGUAUUGCCUAAUGGUGAGGAAGGAGUUUAUACAGAGCGCGGGUUUAUGCCGUUAAUUCAACAUCCAUAUCUUCCCUUGUAGACACAUGCAUAUCCUUACCCAGCAGAUAGUUUAAAA
This is a messenger RNA of Belonocnema kinseyi, 1835 nucleotides long. Its product is annotated as cytochrome P450 4C1-like. Bases 171 to 1799 code for a protein of 542 amino acids. The transcript is spliced from 15 exons. Gene Ontology annotation, molecular function: iron ion binding; heme binding; monooxygenase activity. Lineage: Eukaryota; Metazoa; Arthropoda; Insecta; Hymenoptera; Cynipidae. The record is from RefSeq and is a predicted model, not a curated record.